Diaporthe citri is the source of this 852-nucleotide messenger RNA. RefSeq lists its product as uncharacterized. Lineage: Eukaryota; Fungi; Ascomycota; Sordariomycetes; Diaporthales; Diaporthaceae. The coding region runs from base 1 to 852 and encodes 283 amino acids. The record is from RefSeq and is a predicted model, not a curated record. Gene Ontology annotation, molecular function: nucleotidase activity. The transcript has 2 exons.
AUGCAAAUCCCCUUGUCCGUCCUCUUAGCUCCUCUGGCUGCCCAAGCCGUCAACAUCGUCCUUUCAAAUGACGAUGGCUGGGCCGAGAAGAACAUCCGCGUUUUCUACGAUACUCUCACUAGUGCAGGCGAGAGCGUGAUUAUCUCCGCCCCGGCUGAUAAUAGAUCGGGAACCGGCUCAUCCGAUGCCACGCCCGGAACGGUGACCUCGGGCUGCGAGUUCAACAGCUGCCCGGCGGGAAGCCCGCCCUACGGUUCAGACGGCUCCAACCCCCGGUUCAACUAUGUCAACUCCUACCCUGUCACGGCCAUCAGGUAUGGGAUCCAGACUCUGUCGCCCAAGUUCUUCGGAGCAAACCUCGGCUCCACAACCCUCAUCUCCGGCACAGUCGGCGCAGCCGCCGAGGCCGCGCUCGAGGGCAUCCCGGCGAUCGCCUUCAGCGGCACCUCGGGCUCGCAGGUGUCCUACACCACCGCGACGCAGACCUACCAGACCGUCUACGCCCAGCUCUCCACCAACGUGACCACCACGCUCGUCGACUCCGGGAAGCCCUACCUUCCUGAUGGCAUCUGGCUCAACGUCAACUACCCGACUGUGAGCAGCAGCACGUGCACGUCUGCCUCGCGGUUCAAUUUCGUGCUCUCGCGCAUCAACUCGGCCUCCUCGUCGACUGCGGCAGACGUGCGGACGUGCGGGUCCACCCGGCUCCCGACGGAGAGCACCGUUGUUGGCACCUCUGGGUGUUAUGCCAGUAUUAGUGUUGGGGUCGCGAGCAACAAGAAGGAUGCUGCUGCUGCUCAGCAGGAUGUUGUUUUGCAAAAGCUCCAGUCCAUUCUUUCUUGUUUGCCUUGA